Camelina sativa (false flax) is the source of this 912-nucleotide messenger RNA. The record is from RefSeq and is a predicted model, not a curated record. NCBI's taxonomy places the organism in Eukaryota, Viridiplantae, Streptophyta, Magnoliopsida, Brassicales, Brassicaceae.
AUGGAUGUUCAUAAUGCAUUUUUCCAUGGUGAUCUUGAGGAUGAAGUUUACAUGAAAUUACCCCAAGGUUAUUCUUCUCCUACCGAAACACGGGUGUGUCGUCUUCGCAAGUCUCUUUAUGGGUUAAAACAAGCUUCGCGAUGUUGGUUUGCUAAACUUGCAGAUGCUCUUCUUAAGUAUGGUUUUACACAGGCUCCAGCAGACUACUCCUUGUUUGUUUAUUUGAGAAAGGGCAUUUCUCUUCGGAUUCUGGUUUACGUUGAUGAUUUGAUCAUAUCUGGCAACUCACCAACGGAAAUCAAGAUUUUUAAGGAGUAUUUAUCUACAUGUUUCCAUAUGAAAGAUUUGGGGUUCCUUAAAUAUUUAUUGGGUUUGGAGGUUUCUCAAAAUUCUUCCGAUAUUUACCUCUGUCAACGGAAAUAUGCUUCUGAGAUUGUCAUGGAUGCGGGUCUUCUUGGCUGUAAACCUGGGGGUUCUCCUAUGGAACAAGACCAUACGUUGGGUCUCACUACUGGUCCUCUUCUCGAUGAUCCCGCAUGUUAUCGACGUCUUGUUGGGCGUCUCCUCUAUUUGCUUGCUACACGGCCUGAUUUAACAUAUGCGGUAAAUAUUCUUUCUCGGUUUAUGAAGUCCCCGCGCGAAGAACAAUGGCUUGCUGCUUUACAAGUAGUUCGCUAUCUGAAAGGCACUCUUGGACAGGGCAUUUUACUUCGGGCUGACUCUCCUCCUCAUUUGACUGGGUGGUGUGAUUCUGAUUGGUCACAAUGUCGUUGUCUCGACGAUCUUUAUCUGGUUGGAUUGUUCAACUUGGAACUUCUCCCAUCUCUUGGCGGGCUAACAAACAGGAUGUGGUUUCUAUGUCUUCUGCUGAAGCAGAAUAUCGCGCAAUGGGUGAAGUCACUAAAGAAUUGA